Molecule: messenger RNA, 3224 nt
Organism: Peromyscus maniculatus bairdii (prairie deer mouse)
Lineage: Eukaryota; Metazoa; Chordata; Mammalia; Rodentia; Cricetidae
Gene: Fam193b
Product: family with sequence similarity 193 member B
Cellular component (GO): nucleus; cytoplasm
Source: RefSeq, a predicted model, not a curated record
GGUGGCGUGGGCCACAGUUGCUCAGGGAGGGUUGUGGCACCCGGGGCUGGGUGGCUUGCCCUAAGCUUGCUCUGACAAAAGAGUUUUGAGUUGGUUUUUUGGCUGAGCCUGCCGAGGAAGGCAGGCCCCUGCAGGAGUCUUGGAGGGUCGGAUGCAGCGCCCGGAUGAGGAUGAGGCGUGGCGGAAGAUGCGUUUGGCUCUGCAGACACUGACUGCAUCGGGCAGCAGGGGACUCUGGGAGGCUGGUGCAGCCUGAAGGCAUGGCUCUUGACAGCCUUCUAGUAGAAUCUCUGGAAUUGUGCAUGGCAGAAGAGGAAAGAAACUAACGGGUAUUGAGCACCUACUGUGUGCCAGACCCAGGCCAGGUUCCCCCCACCUCCAGCCAGUCUGUGCAGACUUGUUGCCUGCUGUGUCACCGCGAGCGCAAAGGCUGGGAAGAAGGCCCUUCACAAAAUGGACUGGUGUUGCAGGGUGAGAAGCUGCCCCCUGACUUCAUGCCAAAGCUCGUCAAGAAUCUCCUAGGCGAGAUGCCUCUAUGGGUCUGCCAGAGUUGCCGAAAGAGCAUGGAGGAAGAUGAGAGGCAGACAGGUCGAGAACAUGCAGUGGCGAUCUCCUUGUCACACACAUCCUGCAAAUCCCAGUCUUGUGGGGGUGACUCUCAUUCAUCCUCGUCCUCUUCUUCAUCAUCCUCAUCUUCCUCCUCCUCUUCCUGCCAUGGGAACUCAGGGGACUGGGAUCCCAGCUCGUUCCUGUCAGCACAUAAGCUCUCAGGCCUCUGGAAUUCCCCACACUCCAGCGGGGCUGUGCCAGGCGGCUCGCUUGGGAGCCCUCCUGCCAUCCCUGGUGAGGCUUUCCCUGUCUCGGAGCACCACCAGCACUCAGACCUCACUGCUCCCCCUAACAGCCCCACCGGCCACCCCCCACAUCCAGCAUCUCUGAUUCCUUCUCACCCUGGCUCCUUCAGCUCACCGUCCCACCCACACCUGCUGCCCACCACCCCGGCAGCACCUUUCCCUGCCCAGGCUUCAGAGUGCCCUGUGGCUGCUGCCACUGCCACCCACCCCCCAGGGCCUUGUCAGAGCCCCCAUCUGCCCUCCACCAGCAUGCCACUCCUGAAGAUGCCUCCACCAUUCUCUGGGUGCAGCCACCCCUGCAGCGGGCACUGCGGUGGGCACUGCGGUGGGCCUCUCCUCCCACCACCGAGCUCUCAGCCACUCCCUAGCACUCACAGCAGGGACCCUGGGUGCAAAGGGCACAAAUUUGCACACAGUGGCCUGGCCUGUGAGGCAGAUGAGGGUCUGGGCGAGGAAGAGGAUAGCAGCUCUGAGCGCAGCUCUUGCACCUCGUCCUCCACCCACCCACGCGAUGGGAAGUUCUGUGACUGCUGCUACUGUGAGUUCUUCGGCCACAAUGCGCCACCCGCUGCCCCGACGAGUCGGAAUUAUACUGAGAUCCGGGAGAAGCUCCGCUCGAGGCUGACCAGGCGGAAAGAGGAGCUGCCCAUGAAGGGGGGCACCCUGGGCGGGAUCCCUGGGGAGCCAGCGGUGGACCACCGAGAUGUGGAUGAGCUGCUGCAAUUCAUCAACAGCACGGAGCCCAAAGUCCCCAACAGCGCCAGGGCCGCCAAGCGGGCCCGGCACAAGCUGAAAAAGAAGGAAAAAGAGAAGGCCCGGUUGGCAACAGAAGCUCUGAAGCAGGUGAAUCGUGUUUCUGGAAGCCAGGAGCUAAGGCCUGCCAGGGAGAAGCUCCUAGAUUGGCCUGACCAGGAGCUGGACCGAGUCAAUAGCUUCUUGAGCAGCCGCUUGCAGGAGAUCAAGAGUACCGUCAAAGACUCCCUCUGUGCCAGUUUCAGCAUGUGUGAGCUCAACGUGGAUAGCAGUGGCUUUAAGGAGGGGGCUGUGGAACCUCAGCCCCAGACUCUAACCCCUUCAGACCUCAACGGCUCCUCUGAGCAACAGCCUGAUAUCAAUCUUGACCUGUCCCCUUUGACUUUGGGCUCCCUUCACAGCCACACAUUACAAGCUCCAAGUGAGUCAGUUGCACCAUGGGCAGAAGGAAGAGACCCUCACCCACCAUGGACAGAGGUGAGGGGCCCCCCUCCUGGUAUCCCUGAGAAUGGGCUCGUGAGAAGACUCAACACUGUGCCCAACCUGUCCCGGGUGAUCUGGGUCAAGACGCCCAAGCCAGGCAACCCUAGCUCUGAGGAAAGUUCAAAGGAGGUCCCCAGUAAGAAACAGGAGCUGUCUGAGCCUGUGGCCACAGGUGGGAAGCCAAGAAAGAGCAAGAGACAGGGAAGUCAAGCAAAGAAGAGUGAGGCGGGUCCAGGCCCCUGGCCUCCAGCCAACCUAGAAGCUCCCAGUGCCAAGAGCCAGAUAUCUAGCCCCAAGCAGCCAGGCAAGGGCCCAGAUCCUGCCAAAGUGGGUAACUGUGCAGAACCUGGAGAGGACAGCCGGGGGAGCCGGCCAGGACCAAGCUGGGCUGACAACCCCAAAACUGACAAGAAGGGUAGUUCCUGGCAGAAUUGGCCGGGUGAGGCCAAGGCUCGGACUCUGGAGCAGGAAUCUGUGCAGACCCCAGGCCUAGCAAGGCCACAGAGCUUGUCCCAGGGCAAGGGCCGCAGCCGCCGGAGCCGCAAACAAGAGAAGGCAGCCUCCUCCUUGGACGAUGUGUUCCUGCCCAAGGACAUGGAUGGGGUGGAGAUGGAUGAGACAGACCGAGAAGUGGAGUACUUCAAGAGGUUCUGUUUGGAUUCUGCAAAGCAAACUCGUCAGAAAGUUGCUGUGAACUGGACCAACUUCAGCCUCAAGAAAACCACUCCUAGCACAGCUCAGUGAGGUGGAGACCUCAACUGCCCUGCCCAGGUCAACUUCUCCAGGUCAUCUCAAGGCCCCAACUCAAGCUGCAGAUGUAGUUUCUUCUCCGUGUGCCCUUCUACCUGUCUUGACCCUCCCUGCUCCCACCACCCUGACCAACCAAAAGCUGAAUGGAUGCCAUGCUGUGCUGGGGCCUUACAGGACCUCAGCAGAGCCGCUUCCUGGUGCUACGCAGCCUCCACACUCAGAGCCCAAGGACUGGGCUGGCCUGUGAGCCAAGGGCUGAUGGUACUGCUGGCCCAACACUGCUCUCUUUGUGUUUUGUUUUGUUUGUUUUGUUUUUUUAAUUCUUUACUUUUGAUACUGUGAAUAUCUUUCAUGCAGAAAGAUAAAGCAACAUUUGGACACAGA